CAGAGAUUCAAGAAAGAAUUUUCUGGCUUGGUUAUAGGAUCUGUUGCUUGUGCUGCAAGCCAUCCGAAUCCUAGAUCUGAUCUCUGUUUUGCCUUUGAUUGUUGAACCAUGAUACCUAACUACCAUGGGAUUGAACCACCACAGAUCUGCUGUCGAGCCGUCCACUUCGCCGUUUCAGCCGCCAAGCAAACCGCCGAGUGAUCGUCGAGAAAGACCGGUUGAGAUAAUGUCGACAACGAGCAGAGUUGGAAGCAAUGAAGUGAAGAUUGAAGGGAAAAAGCGUAAAGUUGUGUCGGAGCCAACUCAUGUUACUCUGAAAGUGAAGGGUCAGGACGAAGAAGAGUUUAGAGUGUUUUGGGUGAGAAGGAAUGUUAAGCUGCUUAAAAUGAUGGAAGUUUACACCAAAAUGAGAGGCGUCGAGUGGAAUACAUUUCGCUUUUUAUUUGAUGGUUCGAGGAUUCGAGAGUAUCAUACACCUGAUGAGCUGGAGCUCAAGGAUGGAGAUGAAAUUGAUGCAAUGUUGUAUCAACAAAGUGGUUUUGGUCCAUCUUCUUUAAUAUUUAGAGUUUGAGUAUUUCAGGUGUGAAUGUAAUAGUACACAGAUUUAGAUUUCU
Molecule: messenger RNA, 614 nt
Organism: Arabidopsis arenosa
Lineage: Eukaryota; Viridiplantae; Streptophyta; Magnoliopsida; Brassicales; Brassicaceae
Source: the annotation of a GenBank genome assembly